AUAAACACGCAUUCGAAAGCUUUAUUAGUUAUAUUGAUUUCAAUUUUAUCGGCAUAAACUGAUAUUUUAUAUUUAUUUUUUGAAUAAAAUCAGAAAUACGGAAACUCUAUUUUUCACAAUUUAACAAUUAUGUGGAUUGCAAAAAUUAUUUUAUUGUUAUUGAUUUUCAAUACGUGUGGUGGUAAUCUAUUGUCGCAACGCAUACUAUCUCAACUUCAAACUUCUGUCGUGCAGAAUCGAGUGGUGGAAUUGAUGAAAUUAUGUUUUUCUGACAAAUUAAAUCCAGCAAUUGUAUCUCAAAAUUUGGAUGAUAUAAUUAAUCAAAAAUCAUGGGAUCCUCUGAGUUCCAACACUAUAAUGAUUAAUGACAAUUUUAAUCCAAAAAUAGUUCAAGCAUUUUAUCCUGCGUACCCUACAUACGUCUUAUCAACUGAAUCACCAGAAAAACUUCGGAAAAUUUUGAACAAAUUGAAGGAUUUACCUGUCUGGAAUGUAAUUUCUUCUUUUUUUAUUAUUGAAUCAGAUGCUGCAGAAAACAAUUGCAAAGAUUCAUCUAAAAUGCUCCAAGUACUUUGGGAAGAUGAUUUGAUUAACUCAUUCUAUGUGUGCCAGAAUAAUAGUGAAGUAUUUUUGUACACUUACAAUCCUUACACCAAUCGAGCACCUGAGCCCUGGAGAAGAGUCAGAAAUGCCGAUAAUCCUGACAAAUACUGGACACUGUUUAGACAGUCGCUAUCUAUUGAUAAAGGAAUAUGUAGCAGUCUUCAAUUUGAUAAGACGAAAUCCCUCGAUGGAUAUCCAGUCAAAGCAGUGGCCUAUCCUAUCCGCAACCCAUCUAUGAGCCAGCAGAAAAAUAAGACACAACCAUUGAAAAGCAUAAAAGAUAAUGUAUCAAAUAUAAGUUAUUUAUUUUUUGAUAGUUUAUUCGAAGCUAUAAAUGCCACACCGAUAAUCAAUUUUGAUGAGGCCGGUGAUUUAGUUAAUAAUACAGCCGUAGGAUGUUUGCAAGCAUUGAUUAACGGUACACACGAUAUCGCGUUAAAUUUACGUAAAAUAGAUGAAGAUUCUUACGAGAAUAUUGACACUAUUAGAUUAUAUUAUCAACAAGGUUUUAUCUUAUCUACGAGAAAUUAUCCAAUGCGUUUAACUAAGGCUUCAUUAGGUGAUUUGAUAUACAUAAGUAAUGAAGUUAUUGUUGCUUUAGUACUAGUACUCUCAGCUACAUUUAUCAUUACGGUGUUUAGUAUAGAUAGUGUCGGUUAUCGAAACUAUGUACGAGGUUUUCUGGAUAUUUUAAGAUUGAUAUUGGGUUUCGGAAUUGAGGCACCAUUAGAGAGGGCAUCAGCGCGUAUGAUAUUCGUCGUUGUCAUUUUAGCAACGUAUUCAAUAAUUCCAGAAUUACAGAGCCAAAUAUCCGCUAUUUUGUGUUAUUCGGUCGGAAAGUCUUAUAUAGAAAAUUUCAACGAUACCCGUCAAGUACAAAAUGCAUAUAAAGUCAUUUAUUAUCCUCAAGUUUUAUCAAAAGAUAUGGAAAAUUAUAUAUCAUCGCUAAAUAAAAGUGAAGAAUACAAUGAAUAUUGGUUUCGUGAAAUGACAGAUAGUAACAAAUAUUGCGAUUACUAUCUUAGCAAUAGUUCUCGUUAUGUUUGCGUUGAUACUGUUGAGAAUCAAUUGGAAGCUUUAAAUAGAGGAUAUGAAAAUAUGCGUGUUGUCCAAAAAACUAUUUAUGAUAAGUAUUAUUCGUACUGGACUCGACGGAAUUGGGCGCUUAAAAAUAGAAUUGAUGACGUCGCUCUAAGAUUACGGGAAUCUGGUAUCAUAAACUAUUGGGAUAAACGGGUAUUGUAUGACAAACUCAACAAACACAAAACACCCAUAAAAGCUUGGAGACUAGAGUAUAAUCAAUUGAAUUCUAAAUCCUUCUUUUUACUUUAUUGGUUGGUUUAUUACCUCUUGAUGGCUUCUCUGAUUGUUUUUAUUUUGGAAAUAAUAGUUUACAAGUGUCAACACGAAUAUCGAAGAAUGUUGAGACGGUGGGAAAGUACUCAACUCAUUAGGAAGCCUCCUGAAGUCGAUAUAGAAAUUCAAGAAAUUGAAUAAUAAUUUAUUACUUGUAUCGUUAUUAUCAAUUUUUUGCGUGGAUUUCAAAAGUUACCAAUUAAACAGAUUAAUCAAAGUUUUUGAAAUGGAACCGAUGUUAAAAAAUUUUAAAUACCUCUAUUUUGACACUGUUCUUGCUAUAUCGUUAAUUUAAAAAACAAUAACAAAAAAUUAUAUUAAUUAGAAUGGAAUUCUUGUCACCGCAUGAAUAAAUUAAUUGCACCCACCUAUUAUUUGAUUCAACAUUAAAAAAGUAAAUUCACCGUAGACGACAAUUUUUCCACACGUACAGUUAGGUAAAAGACCUAGUACCCGAUCCGGGAUUUUAUACUCGAUCACUUCAUGUAUUUUUAUAUCUAUAUUUAGUAAAAUUCAGUAAAUACAGACAUGUUAAUACAUGAGUGGUUGGGUCCCCGAUUAGAAAAUACGAUUCAUGAGGAUUAAAACUGUUUUAAUCGUUUUGAACUCCCACGAAUCCUCGAUCGAUGAUUAAAUAGGAUUAAAAACGAUUAAAUGAAGAUUAAAGACGAUUCAUGAGGAUUAAAAAUUUUUAAUUCUCACGAUUCGUUUUCAAUCGUAAAAUAAUAUUGCAAUUUCUGGUUCCGAAUGAGGAUUAAAAACGAUUUAUGAGGAUUAAAUGUUUAAUCGUUUUUAAUCCUCAUGAAUCGUUUUUUCUAACCAGGAGUACUAAUUUCCUGAUCGGGUAUUGGGUCUCUUACCCCACAUGAAAACAAAAAUUCAGAAAACGUUUUGCGUAAUUAUUUAUUUAUAUUUAUAGUAAUUUCUAUCAUUAGUGCAUGUCAAUAACUAUAAACUGCAUUAUUAAACUUGACUGUAUGAUUAGUGAAAUUUAUUAUACAGUUUAGUAAAUUUCACUAUAAUAGAAUUAAAUUGAUUGAAAUUUAGUUUAUAUUAGUCUUUUAACAUUUCAUUAUUAUUAUUGUUAUUAUCUAUGUUAUGUAUAUAUGUUAGUGUCAAUUUUAUAAUUUAAAAAUCACUUGACUUAACCGAGAUUUGAACCCUGAUUUCUCGCGUGCAUAUCCUCCUCUCAGUCUGUCGCUCCGGUGUCUUCUUUGAACGAAAGUCUUUAAACUUGUAAUACAUAUUGGUAGAUACCCUAUCUCUACUCAUGUUUAAUUUUAUCGAUCUGCUUUGGAAAAAUUACAAACCUAAUACUAUACUAUUCUCCUGAAUUUCAGAAAUUGCUAAACAGAUUGUAAUUUUUACAUAUUCUUAGCAUUUAAUGCAUGUGUUACGUAAAUUUUAACAUUUGUACAGAAUAAAAAUCA
Molecule: messenger RNA, 3389 nt
Organism: Microplitis mediator
Lineage: Eukaryota; Metazoa; Arthropoda; Insecta; Hymenoptera; Braconidae
Exons: 3
Coding region: 130-2100 (656 amino acids)
Source: RefSeq, a predicted model, not a curated record